Entrophospora candida is the source of this 171-nucleotide messenger RNA. NCBI's taxonomy places the organism in Eukaryota, Fungi, Glomeromycota, Glomeromycetes, Entrophosporales, Entrophosporaceae. The record is from the annotation of a GenBank genome assembly.
AUGGGUAGAAAUAACACUAUAGAUGAGACUUCUGAAGAACAUCAACGAAGACUUAAUCGUGAACGACAACAGCGUUAUCAUAGAAAUAUGGAUUCUGAAGGCUCCACAGGACUUGACCAAUCAGGAGAAAAGAAGAUCCCAGUUUUAGCAUUACCUCAGAAGACAACAUGA